ACAGAUUCGGUGCACCUUUCCUCUGAUAUUCGUUACAUUUUCUUUGCGAAUAACUCACUCAGUCUCCAAACGCUCCAAAAUGUCGCUGAUUCCACACAUUUUCGGCCGCCGAUCGAACGUGUACGAUCCAUUUUCUCUCGAGGUCUGGGAUCCCUUCCAGGGAUGGCCAUUCGACAACAAUUCCCGGUCAAUUUCCGAUCGGUUCAGCUCCAACUUCCCCUCUGAGACGGCAUCGUUUGCUCACGCGAACAUAGACUGGAAGGAGACUCCGACGGCUCACGUGUUCAAGGCGGAUGUGCCGGGGCUGAAGAAGGAGGAGGUGAAGGUGGAGGUGGAGGACGACAAGAUCCUCCACAUAAGCGGCGAGAGGAACCGCGAGCAGGAGGAGAAGGGCGACGCCUGGCACCGCGUGGAGCGGAGCAGCGGCCGGUUCAUGCGGCGGUUCAGGCUGCCGGAGAACGCCAAAGUCGAUCAGGUGAAGGCGGCGAUGGAGAACGGUGUGCUCACCGUGACGGUUCCGAAAGUGGAGGCCAAGACGACCGAUGUGAAGUCCGUUGAAAUUUCUGGCUGAUUUAUGUGAGUUGGAGUGGGCAUAUGUUUGUUAGGGUUUGGUGUGUAAAUCCAUGGGUUGGAAUAUCUGAAUUUUGGUUUGUAUCUGUAGAUGCUUAUGGCUUGAAUAUAAUUAGGGAGUGAACUCUGUUCUCAACUUUAUUUUGUAAUUUGUAAUUGUGUGUUGUAUUUUUUUUUUUCGUACUAAAUGUAGCUACAAAUUAGUGGGAUUGGUGUGGUUGAGGAAUA
Molecule: messenger RNA, 798 nt
Organism: Cornus florida
Lineage: Eukaryota; Viridiplantae; Streptophyta; Magnoliopsida; Cornales; Cornaceae
Product: 18.1 kDa class I heat shock protein-like
Exons: 1
Coding region: 80-571 (163 amino acids)
Biological process (GO): response to hydrogen peroxide; protein complex oligomerization; response to heat
Source: RefSeq, a predicted model, not a curated record